Plasmodium cynomolgi strain B is the source of this 3564-nucleotide messenger RNA. Its product is annotated as replication factor a protein. The transcript has 2 exons. Gene Ontology annotation, molecular function: nucleic acid binding. Lineage: Eukaryota; Apicomplexa; Aconoidasida; Haemosporida; Plasmodiidae. The record is from RefSeq and is a predicted model, not a curated record. Bases 1 to 3564 code for a protein of 1187 amino acids.
AUGAACAGGAACGAAGAAAUUCUGUCCAAGGCAACGCCUGACUUUAUAUACAAAUUUUUUACAGAACCCAGCUCAGAAGAAAGCAUAGGGGCAAAUCAAAUUUUUUUAAAAGUGAUAGAUGGCACCAUCCCACCACAGUACUAUGCCAUUGUACACGUGGGGACGGAAGAAGCAAGUAUGACCACUGCACCUAUAUCUUAUGUAAAAAAAUUAAUAGCUAUAGAAAAAUUUUCCAUCACAAAUUACUAUGGAAAGCUUUUUAUAUUAACAAAAAAACUUCGGGUCCUUAUGAGUGUAGAUUAUUUCGAUAUUGAGGACCUGUUUAGGAGAUACCAGCUUCAGAGUAUAUCCUACUUGUUGCUGAACACAAAAGCUGAAAACGCUUCUAAGGAUGGGGGAUCUAGACCUGUCAGCGAAUACAAUGGAGAAGGGAGAGCCAGAACUAGCAACAUGAUUUCCCGCUAUUCAAGUGAGCAUGGAAAUGAGAGCAAAACGAGGGAGAGUAAUUAUUACCCCCGUGGAGGGAGCGCAGGGGCGGGGGCAGGAGCAGGGGCAGGAGCAGGAGCAGGGGCAGAAUACAGUAAUACUGCCAUUCCGCCAGCUAGCUAUUCCAAAUUGAGUGAUCGCCAGGAAGGGGACACCAGAGCUGACAGCUAUGACAGGUAUCAACGAGUGUCGGGAGAAAAUUUGAUCAAGGAGCCGGUGCCCAAGAAUAGCAGUGCUGCAUAUGAGGAGAGGCCUCCCUACGGGGAUAAACCCUCUUACGGGGAGAGGCAACCCUACGGGGAUAAACCUCCUUACGGAGAGAAGCAACCCUACGGGGAUAACCCCCCUUACGGAGAGAAGCAACCCUACGGGGAUAAACCCCCUUAUGGGGAGAGGCCGCCGUAUAGGGACGCCCCGCAAAACUACCACCACGGCAGAAUGGCAGAAGAUAAGGGAAGGGGGAAGCAAUUCCCCGAAAGGUUGAAUGACCCCCCCAGCACGGCCAAGUUCGCGCAUGGCGAGAGUUCCACCGGUCGCGACUAUCUCCCGUACGGUGCAAACGAAUUGGAAAGGAACCCCCGCGAGGCCACAUCUCUCUCGCACCAAAAGGACCCCACUUCGCAGAGGGCGGGCCAGCCCUACAGCAAUCGAAACAACACCGCUGGGUAUGACCCCAACAGCGCAAAUGGUGCAAAUAGUGGAAAUGGUGCAAAUAGCGCAAAUAGCGCAAAUAGCGCUUAUGGAAAGAACCACUACAGCAGCGGUAAGAGCAGGACGCAUAACAUCGCAGGAGAGCUGAACAACGGCAGAAGCGGCAGCAGUUACGAUCCCGGAGUCGGCCCCCCCAUGGGCUCAAGCGUGUACAGAGAAGAACCCCCUUUGGGGGAAAGCAUUAGUAGAAGUCACCCCAAGGCGCGCACGAGCAACACGAACGCCUAUAUGUACGAGGGGGAAAUGGAGGAGGGACCAGCUGGGUUGGGAGCAGCUGGAUUGGGGGCAGCUGGGCCGAGGGCAGCCACCGCCGGGGAGUACAAGGGCCGGUAUACCCCCACUGGGAAUAACCCAGAGAGGGGCCCCCCCGAAGAGAGGAGCUAUUAUCAAAGUGGCAGGGGGAACAGCAACAUGAGCAAGAACGCAAGCGGGGCGCAUGACUACUAUAGCUACCCCCCACCACGUGAUGCAGAAGAGGGGGGUAACUGCAGAAGUGUGGACGAUGAGACGUAUUACGGAAGGAUGGGAGCUCCACACGGGAAUGGAAGCGGAGGAGGAAACUCGAAUGAGGUGGGUACGAAAAUGGAUGAAGGGGGAAGAAAUGGUAGGAAUUACAAUGGAGAGGUGGCGAAGCUUAGUAGGAGCGAAGAGGCGAUACAUGAGAGGUAUGUUCCUUCUGAGGGGGCAACCAGUGGAGGAGGUUACGGUCAUAGGGGGGGGAGCAAUUACGGCCCAUCCGGUGUAGGAAGCGGAGGCAAUGAUAAUAACGGAAGUGGUCACCGGGGAGGGAUGGAACCGAGCAAGAAGGCAAGGAGCGAAAGCAUGGGAAGUCUGCAAGAAACGAAGGAAACACUAAACGAUAUGGAGGAGUACCCCACGGAGAGGAGGAGCGACACAAAGAGCAUGCUGAAAGAAAAUACCUCCAGUAGGAAUAGCAGGAAAUGCGCCCCCUACCAACAAACCAACAAUCCAGUAAUAAAAAUAAAUGAUGGCAUUUUAAUGCAAAUAAAUAAGCUGUCCCAGUAUUCAUCCAAAUGGAUAAUCAAGGCAAGGGUUCAGUCUAAGGAUAAUGUGAGAAGGUUCUACUCAGGAAACAAAGAAGGGAAGGUAUUCAACAUCGAAUUGUGUGAUGAAGAUGGAGAAAUAAAAGCAAACUUUUUUGGAAAAGCAGUGGACAAAUGGUAUGACUAUCUCCAAGUAGGAAAAAUAUAUAAAAUAAGUAAAGGAAAUGUCAAGGCAGCUAACAAAAAAUUUAAUACAUUAAAACAUGACUGUGAAAUUACGCUAGACGAAAAUUCAAUUAUCGAACUGUUGGAAGAAAAUGAUAAUAUCCCCAAAUUUAUUUACAAUUUUGCAUCUAUAGAUACUAUAAAAAAUAUGAAUACAGGUUCGCUAGUAGAUGUGAUAGGAGUAGUAUUCAGCUUCCAAGAAACGAUGCAAAUAUUGAUAAAAAAAACAGGACAAUAUAAAGAGAAAAGGGAUCUAAUUCUGAUAGAUGAUAGCAACGAAACGAUUAAUGUAACUCUGUGGGGAGAACAUGCUUUGAAAAUUGAAGAAGUGCAUCUAAGAGAUAACAGCAUAAUCUGCUUUAAGUAUUUAAAAGUUGGUGAGUGGCAGGGAAAAAAACUGGAGUCCCACCCAAAGACAAAGAUUGACGUGAAUCCAGAAAUUGAGAGAACCCAUGUGCUACAGACUUGGUGGAGUAGUAACAAACAGAACCUUUACAGCUCGGUGAAUGUGAAUACGAAUAGCUUCCAUAUCGAGUUACAAAAAACUAUUGAAGAAAUUAAAAAGGAUGUUAAUUUGGCUAAUGAAGAUGCCUUAUCAGGAAAAGGAAUCGUUUUUACGACUUUUGGUUUCAUCGAUCAUAUUUAUAACUCCAUCCCUGUGUACUCGGCUUGUCCGGAUUGCAAUAAAAAAAUGAUUACAAAUGUCGUGGAGGAGGAAGAGGACGAUAUUAAUUCCUCCCAAAUGAUGGACCAAUCUAUGUACUGUGCCAAAUGCAACAAAAAUAACACCCCCAUAUAUAACUACUCCAUUAAUCUUAAAAUUACAGACAGCACGGAUUCCUUGAGGGCCUCUGCCUUUGCUGGAUGUGCUCGUACUAUCAUGAACGGCUUGUCCGCUGACGAGUUCAUGGCCCUCAGGCAGGAGUACGUCACGCAGGAAAAUAUUGAGAACUUCGACCUCAUUGAGAAGGUCAAGCUGAAUGAGUUUUUUUUUCGCAUCAAGGCUUACAUGACGUCACACAUGGAUGAGCUGAAGAAGAACUACACCAUUAUAGAGAUCAUCCCACUUAACAAGCUGCUCGUGGACAACUGCAAGUAUUUGAUCCGGUCCAUCCGCAGCCUGACGGAGAAGCGGUGA